AUGCAGUUCGAAAGCCCUGGCCACAGCUGCUUUGUUCUAGGCUGUUCAUCUUCCGCCCUUGGGUGCCUGGUCAUCACUGGAUCAACUUGGAAUGUUAAUGACUUUGCUGAUGGCACCAUCACCACAACUGAUAGCGGCGUUCAAACCUGCGAUGGCAACGGAGGUACUGGAGACAACAACGUUGACUGCAUUUCCGGUUCCUCGCUAAAACAUGACUAUACCGACAACAAUGGGAACGGACCGCUGCCAAUCACCUACUGUAACCCAUCGAACUGGAAUGAUUUUGGAGGCGUGCAAUUUGCGGAGGAAGCAUAUGAGGAGAAGAGGAGGGUUGGAAUUCGAGAACAACAUCUUAGAACUGUUAGUUUUAGGACUGAAGACUUGGGGUUUCUAUAUGUCCAACGCUCCGGUACCAGAUCGAGGCCACAAAUACAGGCCCCAGGCGUAGAAGAUCUAAUGAUAAGCACAAAGGUUUUCCGAAGAGAGUUUAUCAGAAAGACAUUCCAAGAAACAGAGCUCGGCAAUGUGGAUACGUGGGCGGACCUGAGACGACUGGACACUAUACCCUCUGAACUCUACUCCCGAAUUAUGUGCUGCCUUGAUGCGCCGACCCGUAAGACACUCGAGCUUGCGUCAAAAGGGAUACGCAACAGGACUCAAGAGGCCUCGUUGAAGGCGAAAUGGAUCGAACUCAGAGUUACCAAUGACAUGACAGGGUUCUAUCAUCUAUUGGAGGUGGCAUACAAUAAGGAUAUUUGCUCAUACCCUGAGACUCUUUGGUUUGAGCCCAGAAGGCUCACAAACGCGGGGCAGAUGGCGUCCACUUUACCUCCUUGGCUAGAUACUUCUAGAAUUGACUCGUUCCCGGCGACUAGCCAGAUUUCCGACGCGGUGAAGAAGAUUUCGAACAUCAAGACCAUAGUUAUCGAAUAUUGUCGGUCCCCACGAAGUGCAAACGGCACCAGCGGCAAGUUUCUUCAAAUCAUAUUCUCAGCCCUUACGGAUGCCGGGGCUCAGCCUGAGUAUCUAUAUCUGUUCACGAAGGAUUCAAUUCAACCCACGACAGAGUUACUGACGGUUGUAGCUUGUGAAUACUACACUCCCCCCAGCAAUGUUCGUAUUGUAUGGUAUAAGCUGGUCUUCUUGGCGGUGGGUGAGCCCUCUGAUGGGCCAAGCAGGGAGUAUAUUGCCCAUAUGUUCACCUCGUUGUUUUUAGACGCUUGGAAGCUAAAGUAUCUGCUGUGGCAUGGCUUCCCGGUACAUCCUAUGUGUCAUUGGUGGAGAAGGCUAAUGAGACUGGCUAUCAAUCCCUUUGACGGGGUGGACCCCAAAGAAGUGAACGGCGUGGAUCUCUGGAGAUUGUCGAUCGAAUAUGUGGAUAUCAGCACUGAAGACCUCAUUCGAUUUCUCGAGCUGUAUGGAAAACACCUAACGAUACUCGUCCUCUAUCGGGUUUAUGAUCCUGAAGGGGGCUGGCUUAAAGUUCUCAAACUGCUCAAGGAUAAAAGAAUCUGUCCCAAGGUGCAGCGCGUGAGGCUUGUCGUCGGACGUAUCCUGGUGAAUAGUCAGCAAAUCCAAGCGCACUCAGAUAAACUGGAAUAUGAUACGGACAACCCCGAGUUGAAUGAUAUAGAUCGGGCAAUCGCUCGGUGCGAGGAAAUGGGGUACUAG
Molecule: messenger RNA, 1671 nt
Organism: Aspergillus neoniger CBS 115656
Lineage: Eukaryota; Fungi; Ascomycota; Eurotiomycetes; Eurotiales; Aspergillaceae
Exons: 7
Coding region: 1-1671 (556 amino acids)
Source: RefSeq, a predicted model, not a curated record